Messenger RNA from Culicoides brevitarsis, 3455 nucleotides. RefSeq lists its product as uncharacterized. The record is from RefSeq and is a predicted model, not a curated record. The transcript has 7 exons. NCBI's taxonomy places the organism in Eukaryota, Metazoa, Arthropoda, Insecta, Diptera, Ceratopogonidae. Bases 1 to 3222 code for a protein of 1073 amino acids. Gene Ontology annotation, molecular function: protein binding.
AUGCGAUUAUUUAAAGCACGUAAAUCCGUCGUCGAUGCCAAUGCAGCAGUAACAUCCGAGCAGGCUCCAUUACAACAAACACAAACUAAUUGUAAUGAAAAUAACAACUUAUCGGAUUGCAUUCAGCAAAAUCGUCAUUUGCCAUACAACACGAAUAAUCGUCAGAUAACAACAAAUGUAAAUAACGAAAUUUGUGUUAAUGCGAACAAUAAUAAUAAUAACAGUGAAAAUGGUGCACCAUCCGCGAAAACAGCAUCCGAACCACAAAUUACGCAUGAAAAUAAUAUUAUUAAUAAUAAUUGCAAUAAAUCUAGUGCGAAUAGUGCCAGCAGCAGCUCAAUAAAUGCUGCAGUAAAUCACGAAAAAAUUGAUAAAAAUCAUAAAAAAUUAACAUUGUUAAAUCAUGUGAGCAAUAAUAAUCAUUUGAAGUUCGAUAUUCGCCGAAAAUCCAUGAUUGAGACAUCGAGCACGAUAAAAAUGCUCGAAAGUUGCGUCGAUGCGAAUUUCCCCUUGGCUGCCAUGCAACAACAAAAUGGAUAUGUGCCCGGAUAUAAAGUUGUCACGGCAGUACCUGUCAUGGUAACGGAUGACGAACCGACAAAGGAGACCAACAAAAAAGUUUUUACAUGGGGCAGAAAGAUGAGCAAAAAAUUGGAUUUACUCAGGCGACACGACUCACAAAAGCAAUCAACAACUCCGUUACAAGCGAAAAACGAAUCAUCGGGCUCAUCAACACUUCCGGCAAAUUUUGGGGACUCUCUUCGAAGUAGCGGAAGCAAAAAAGGACCUUUUCGCAUGAGUUCUUUCCCCUCUGAGAGUCUUCGGAUGCCACGAGAACAAUCUCCAAGUACUCUGAGGUCAUUUUUUCAUCGCAUCGGAUCAACGGGAAUGCUCAAUAGCAAGUCUUCGGGUCAUUUAAAGGCAGAAAGCGGCGAAAAACCCUUGAAAAAAGAGCCUUCUGUGCAACUUUAUCGCAGUAGUUCGACAAGUCAACUCAAUACAUGCUCUUAUAUCAAAUGCGAUGAUCCCACAGACGGCGUAAAUCUCGCAAGUAAACGUGCGGAAAUGAGUCCCGUUGACGAAAGAAGCGACACGGAGUCAAUUAGUUCGCCGGAAAAGUCCUCCAGUUGCACGGAUAUCAAUAAAAUGGCAAAUACCGAGAAAAAGGGACAUUUCCCAUACGCGUUCUUGCGAUCAAAAUUAUCUGUGUUGCCCGAAGAGAACGGAGGUUCGGUCCUAAAUCAACAACGGCUGAAAGAAAAUAUCAUGAAAGCCGGGCAUCGAGGUUCAAUUAUUAGUUUACGUUCGGAAAUCGAUAAUUUAUCAAUUUCUGACUCGAAUUCCAACAUAAAUGAAACAACUUUUGACGAACCAAAGACACGAAAUUCCCUCUCGUCGAACGAAAGUCCCAAAAGUGUCGGGACAACAGUUAAAGAUUGGGAUACGCAACUUUAUCAAAGGCUCAGUAGUUGUUUGAGCUCCAAUGAAUCGGGAUACGAUAGCGACGGAAGGCACACAGAUGAAACGGGACUCGUGAAUUUUUCAAAAACAUCCGAUGCGUACAUCGAAGCGAUACGGAAUACGGAUGCGACGUAUGCUUUUGGCAGUAGAAGACGACUUUCGUCGGCAAGUUCGAGCUCGUCGACGAUGAAUUUUGAUCCGAGUAGCGUGAAGAGACGUUUUCGGCAAGUGAUGUUGGAGAAAAAGAUGCCAGAUGAUGUUGUUGGGGUGACGUUGGCGCCGCAAACGAUCAAAAAUGAGGAUAAUGAGCUCGAAACGAGAUAUGUCGUGUUGGAGAUUGAUCCUAAUGGAAUAGCAAAUAGAGAUGGGCGCCUCAGAACGGGUGAUGAGGUUGUAAAUGUCAACGGACAACAUUUACGCGGUCUUCAAUCUCCGAGCCAUGUGCAACGAAUUAUCUCAACCUUUGUCAACAAUCGCGUAGACCUCGUCAUAUCGCAUGACGAGUUAACUACCGUGAGUUCCGAAAAUCAGCGAAAAAUAAAUCUGGAUGCGACGUUGGGUGAAUCGAGUACAGAUCCGGCGGAAAGUAUCAACAAACAGCAAGAAAUAAAAAUCGGCGAACGUACACGUCGUUCGUUGUCGAUGACGCCCUUGCAUAAUCCAUGCGAAUAUGUUCCGGUGUACGCGAAUCGCAUUACCAUCAAAAACGGCGGCGACGACUUCGAAAUGCACCAACAACAGCAUCGUCUUGGCACGAAAAACGUGGAUGCGGAACCGGAAAAGAAGGAAUUUUUCAUCCGAAAUGCCGCGUCGCAUCAAAAUUCGCGGAAAUUCCAAAGAAAUUUGCAAUCGGCACACAAUCGAAGGUCGCUUUAUUGCGAAAAUAGCGCCUCGUCGCCUUCUUCCUUCGACAUCGGGAACGGGAAUGAAGCGAUUUACAAUUUAUAUCGCCCGGCGUCGUACUCACAUCUCGUCGAUGCAUCGACGUCAACCUCUCCAAAGCGAUUUUCCGACAACAACUACGGAAAUCUCGUUAAAUUGAAUCAAUUAGGAGACAAAUCAACUACUGUAAUAAUUAAAUCGAGUGAUCUCAAUUAUCGUUCAAUUAAGUUGAAGAAGCGGGAGAAACAAUUAAAAUUGUCGUCGUCGUCGGAAGAAGACCCCAUCGAACGUUGCGACGACGUCAUUACCGUAAAUGGGGGAUUGCAUCGGGCACGCACCGAAGAAAAUAUCAGCAAUAUUGUCGUCGAUGACGAGCCAAUUACUCAAAAUUCGUUGAACAAACAACGCAGCGACAUGAAAAGUUGCGAAGUACUGAGUCGCAAUUGUGACGAAAAUGACGACGACGAGAAGCAAAACGAUAAUCGAAUCAGAAUUUUAGUUAAUGAGCAUUCUUCGGUCUCUCAUCCAACGACUAGCAGUUAUGUCGAAGGUCUUCACAAAUGCACUCUUUUGACGGUUACUUUUUACAAAGGCCCUGGAAUGAAAUCUCUUGGAUUCAGUAUCGUUGGAGGAAAGGACUCAGCUAAAGGUAGCAUCGGAAUUUACGUUAAGACAAUCAUACCGAAUGGGCAAGCAGCGAUGGAUGGCACUUUACUGGCAGGUGAUGAAAUAAUGUCAAUUAACGAUCACUCUUUGCAAGGAAUGUCGCAUGCUGAAACAAUUUCUCUCUUCAAAAGCAUCAAGGAAGGACCUGUAGUGUUGAAAGUCGCUCGAAGAAGAUAUUUACGAGCCAAAUCAAUGGACAACAUCCAAGAUUAAACGAGAAUCCUUCAGACAUGCAGAAGAGAAGAAAAAAUAAUUCAAAAUUAACCAAAAAAUAAAUUUUAAAGAAAAAUCACCCUUAGCACUUAAUUUUAAAUUUACAAUAAUUCGUACUAAAUCCACGCAUCUAGUCAAAUAAUGUUGCUUUGAUUUAUUUGAAGAAAAGAAAAAAAAUUAAAAAAAAAACAUAAAUAGACCUGAUUAAUUCUUAAAAAAAAAAAUAUUUUAUU